GUUGCCAGGGCUCGGAGCUCAUCAACCUCCUGGAGAAGGUGGAGUUGCUGACCACGGCCCAAGAUAAGCUGUUCUCGUCCUUGAAGCACGAUGUAUUCUCAGUUGGACGGCUGCUCUACAGUAUUGAGAAUUGGGGCGUUGACGAUGAUUUUUCGACCAUCGACAAUGCGAAGCUGAAACAAUUCAGCUCUCUUUGCAAACGGAUCCGCGGCCUGUGCAUCAAUGGGGAUCCUUCAAGCAGCCCCCACGAGGUGCAGAAAAUGCUUCACGAAACAGAGUUUUUCUCGCACAUGGAUUACACGGUGAGGAUGAGCUUUUCAGACUUUCCACAGAGCUCCGAACCACUGGUCAAGCAGGUGAUCUCCCAAAUGUGCCACUGUGCAGUCAAGGCCGUGGCAAACAACAGCAAGAACCAGAUGCAGGCUUAUCGAUCCAUAGAUGCGAUGAAAGCCUUGGUCGCUGAGCAGCCGGAGUCUGCGCUGCUCCUGGCAGAGAUCUUCAAGGGCAAUUUCACAAUUUGCCGGCGUGUGCCCGAAGACCUUAUCGCGAAGUUCUCCGAGCUCAUUCUCAGGGAGCGGAUGGCCGGCAGCUUCGUGUCCUGCUACAUCGACUUCUACAUGGCUAUUGUCUCUGCUGGCAACAAGCCUGUGGUACGGAACCAGGUGCCAGUGGUGGAAGCACUACAACGCGGCCGACCGGAGAGGAUGCUGCACCUCCUGCGCACGACAAGCGAGAUGGAGCGAGCUUUGGACCUGGCUCGUCACUUCAAGGCGAAGUCGGUUCUGCGAGGCGAAGACACAACGGAGUUGAAUGAGAACGACCAGGAACUGGUCUAUUACCUGAAGUCGAUGGAGCUGCUCGGUGGUCUGGCUCGAGGACGUGGCUCGCAUUCGCUGAUUACCAAGCCUUUUGUUGCAG
Symbiodinium sp. CCMP2456 is the source of this 918-nucleotide messenger RNA. The record is from the annotation of a GenBank genome assembly. Lineage: Eukaryota; Dinophyceae; Suessiales; Symbiodiniaceae.